GAAAGAGGCUUCUUUGUGCACCGAGCCUUUAAAUUGUGAGCAGCCAGGUGCUUACUACUUCCAUUUUCUCGGAUCCUUUUGCUCAAGGAUCUCGCCAUGAAGAGCAUUGCCCUUCUUUUCCUAGUAGUGAUCUGCGGCGUGGCAGGAUGGGGACAGAAACUGAAGCCAAAGAAGAGAAGCAAUGGUGAAGAAAUCAAUUUUCGGACUAAAACCAAAGACGUCUGCACCAUGAGCAUGAGUGGGGAUGAGGAGAUGAAACUAAGAAUCGACUGCAAAAGCCAAGGCAAGUCCUACUGGUGUGAAUACACCGGCAAGCCGUCGGUCUGCCGUCCUUUCCGAAACAAUCCCAAACUCUACUGGAAUCAGAUUGCCGUGGAACUUAGAAAGCUCCCUCAUGCUUGCGAAUCCACACAAGUGUUGAAGGCCACCAUGUGCCAAAAGGCUCCUGCAGAUGCUCUCAUGAAGCAAAUAGCUGCUGGUAUGGAGCCGGAAGACCUAGCAAAUCAGGACAAGUCAGUCCAGAAAACUUCAGCCUCUGUGAGGGGAGCAGGGAAAAGCUCUGUUAAGAAAAUAGGGAAGCCUGCAAUACUACCUCUUAUAAAACCAACCCAACAUGGUCAAGGGUCUGAAAAUGAAACGGAAGCAAUGAAACUGGCACGGGAACAUUGCUGGGAAUCCCUGCAUGGUUUCUGCUCCUACGUUAUUGGCAUCUUUAGAGGUUAAGGAUUUGCUUCAGAGCAAAAAUUUUUCUGCUGAAGAAGGGUCCCUGCUGUAGUUUAAUAACUUAGACUUAAGAAUUUGAUGUAAAAAUGAGUAAUCUCUAUAAAUGUUGUAGCUGUUUUCUCCUUGCACCCCGAAAAUGGAGCUUUUUAACAUCCCUGAAAGCUGCAUGAAACUGGAGUGACCUGUACUUGAAAUACUACGAUAAGCUAACUCUUGCGUGUACUGCAUUUUUGUAACCAAGGUUCUCCUUGUGAUGAUCUUGAACAGGUUUUUGUGUGUGCUCAGCUGCUUUGCUUUGUCAGAUGUUAAAGCUGUACAUGAUGCUACAGUUAAGGCAAACAAUAAAAAUAAGAAUUUUGAAAAUGUGUUUGCUGUGCUUUCUUACAAU
Cygnus olor (mute swan) is the source of this 1111-nucleotide messenger RNA. RefSeq names its product fibroblast growth factor binding protein 2 (gene FGFBP2). Bases 97 to 723 code for a protein of 208 amino acids. Gene Ontology annotation, biological process: cell-cell signaling. NCBI's taxonomy places the organism in Eukaryota, Metazoa, Chordata, Aves, Anseriformes, Anatidae. Gene Ontology annotation, molecular function: growth factor binding. The transcript is spliced from 2 exons. The record is from RefSeq and is a predicted model, not a curated record.